AUUUGACCUUGGGUGCACCUGUCAAGGUUAUGUGAAGUUUUCGGAGAAUGUUUUGGCAAUUACCGUGAAGCUGCGAGACUUUACCGAAAUCGGUAUCCAAACAGACGACAUCCAAAUAAUACCGUCAUUCGGAGGCUUAAGAUAAGAGCCGAACAGGGUCAGUUGACUCGUCGUCACGCUAAACGUGAUUAUGAUGUUGAUGAUGUACGUGUUCUGGCUGUCUUAGCGACUGUUCGCAUUGACCCUCAUAUUAGUACGCGCCAAAUAGCUAGACAAACAGGUAUACCUCAGAGAACGAUUGUGAGAAUUUUGAGGAAAAAGAAGCAUCAUCCAUACCAUAUCACAUUAACACAGGCUCUAACUCUAAAUGACAUGCGACAACGUGUACUGUUUUGUCAAUGCCAACAAACCGAUCUACGUAGGUAUGUGCAUCCUCGACAUAUCCAAGGUCUGUUUGUACGAGUUUCACCACGAGUACAUGUUACCGUUAUAUCACGACAAAUGUAAGAUCAUGUACACGGAUACCGAUAGUUUAAUUUAUCAUAUUGAGUGCGAGGACGUGUACGAACAAAUGAAACGCGACAUUGCGCGAUUUGAUACAAGCGAUUACGCGUCCGAUAACAUUUAUAGUAUUCCGCUCAUGAAUAAAAAGGUACCAGGUUUAAUGAAAGAUGAGAACAACGGCGCGAUCAUGACGGAAUUCGUGGGGCUCAGAGCGAAUAUGUACGCGUUGAAAGUAGAUAGCAAAAAAGAUACGAAGCAAGCGAAAGGUGUUAAGAGUAAUGUAGUCGCAAGAACAAUAACGUUUGACGAUUACAUGCAGUGUUUGAGGGAAAAGAUCGAAAUGACUCGAGAUCAAUCCCGUAUAACAUCGCAGCUGCAUAACGUGUAUACCGUUCGUGAGACGAAAAUCGCUCUUAAUCCGUACGAUGAUAAACGCUACGUCAUACCCGAUACGACCGAUACGCUACCGUGGGGACAUUUUCAAAUACCAUUGUAAAAUAUGUACCUUAUAAACUAUAUAUCGUAGGAUAAGGAUAUCAAUAAAGAAUUGUAUUACAUAUAUCAUUUUAUUUCCAUAUAAUAUAUAUUUUAUAUCAUAUAGGUGUAAUGUAUCGCUGUGCAACGGAUAGCUCGCGAGUAAUCCAGGUCGGUGAGAUCGUAUGCGAUAGGACGGGUAGUUGAGUGAGUAGCCUCUGUUGAUAAGAGAACGCGGAUUUAUUCAGGUUCUAUUCAUGAUAAUACAGAUUGAACGUCGGACUUACAACUAACGACGGAAUGCGCGAACUUAUAACUAACGACGGAAUACGCGAACUUAUAACUACCGACGGAAUACGCGGACUUAGAACUAAGGAGCCGCUCAGUACGCGGGCUUGCGGUGGAGUGCCGCUCAAUACGCGGGCUUGCGGGAAGGAAUUGCAGGAUCGGUUGCCGCUCAAUACGCGAACUCGGAAGGCCAGAGUCGGAGUGCUCUGGCCGGGGAAUGGUGUCGGUCUCCUUGCUCGUCGCGCGUAUAUACUGCUGUCUUGGUGACGCGGAGCCUGGCGGCGUGGUGCAGGAGGUCGUCGCGGUGGGGAAGCGGAAUCGGCGGCUCGCUUUGUGGUGCGGGGGACGUUGCGGUGGGGAAGCGGGAUUCGGCGGUUCUUCCGCGACCCGCGCUCGCUUCGCGGGUUGCAGUGGCG
Molecule: messenger RNA, 1682 nt
Organism: Ooceraea biroi (clonal raider ant)
Lineage: Eukaryota; Metazoa; Arthropoda; Insecta; Hymenoptera; Formicidae
Source: RefSeq, a predicted model, not a curated record